AUGGGAAAGACAAUUCAGGUAUCCGGCUUCCCUUAUCUUGUUGCUGCCGAAACAGUUAAGACAUUCUUGGAGCAAUAUACGGGCCAAGGAACUGUAGAUGCCUUAGAUGUAAAGCAAUCUAAAGGAGGGCGAGGGCGAAGGGCAUAUGCCAAAGUUCAAUUUGAGAAUAGCACGCACGCUGAUAGAAUUUUAAAUUUGGCAAAAACAAACCGCCUACAUUAUGGUACUUCUUAUUUGAAGGCUUGGGAGGAUAUUGACAUCAUGAAAAAUCUUAGAACAUACAUGCAUGAAAUGGAACGUGUAACUUUAAAUUUUGGAUGUCAAAUAUCGAGAGAGAAGUUUUCCGUGCUAUGGAAAAACACAAGUGUUUCCGUUAAAUUUGGAAUUGGUCUCAAGAAAAUGUUCUUCCUUUUCUGCUAUAAUUCUGUUGAAUACAAGCUUCAGCUCUCGUAUGAGAACAUAUGGCAGAUUGUCCUAUAUUGUCCACCAGGUCAAACUACAAAGCUUCUCCUCAUACAGUUAUUUGGUGCUCCCAAGAUAUACAAGAAGCUUAAUGAAUCUGUUUAUAGCUAUUUUAAGGACACUCCUGAUGAUCAAUGGAUCAGGACAACAGAUUUUACUCCAUCAUGUAUUGGACAAUCUUCUGGCUUGUGUUUGCAGCUCUUGUAUGGCAUCAGACUUCCAAAUUUCGCAGAUAAUUUUACUUACUACAGGGAAAGUGUAAGCCAAUUCAGUUUGGAGACUGGCUCUCCCUUUUGUCACAAUUCAUCCCUAGUUCCCAUUCUUAAUCCUCCUGAAGGAAUUGAACUGCCAUGUAAUAUAUUGUUUAAGAUUUGUAAUUUGGUGCAAAAUGGAUGUCUUCCGGGGCCCAACCUAGGUGCCAAUUUUUUUAGGUUGGUUGAUCAACAGAGAAUAGACAUUGGGUAUAUAGAGUAUGCUCUAGAGAAACUUUACAAUUUAAAGGAAUGCUGCUAUGAUCCUGUGAGCUGGCUCAUGGAGCAAUAUGAGAAAUACCGCAAGAUGGGAAGUCCACCAAAAUCACCAGUUAUUACUUUAGAUGAUGGACUGGUAUAUGUACGUAGGGUUCAAGUAACUCCAAGCAAAGUGUAUUUCUCAGGUCCAGAAGUGAAUGUGUCAAACCGCGUGUUACGCCAUUAUCGAAAAGAUAUCGAUAAUUUUCUUCGUGUUUCUUUUGUAGACGAAGAGUGGGAUAAAAUGUAUUCUACUGAUCUAUCCCUCAAGGUUGCUUCUGGGAAUGAGAAUAUAAGGACAGAUAUUUAUAAUAGGAUAUUGUCAACACUAAGAAAUGGAAUUGUUAUAGGUGAUAAGAAAUUUGAUUUUCUUGCAUUUUCCUCAAGCCAGUUGCGGGAUAAUUCUGUUUGGAUGUUUGCUGCAACGGCUAAUGAUAAUGUUGAUGAUAUCCGUAGGUGGAUGGGUGACUUUCGUUCCAUUAAAAAUGUGGCAAAAUAUGCUGCCAGACUUGGUCAAUCUUUUGGAUCCUCCACAGAAACUUUGAGUGUUGAUGAGGAUGAGAUUGAAAUUAUUCCUGACAUAGAGGCAAUAAGAGGGGGAAUCUUUUCUGAUGGAAUUGGGAAGAUAUCUACUGAGUUUGCUCGGAGGGUUGCCAUAAAAUGUGGACUUAAAAAUUCUUUUCCUUCAGCCUUUCAGAUCAGGUAUGGUGGCUACAAAGGGGUUGUGGCUGUUGAUCCCUCUUCACGAAGGAAGUUAUCAUUGAGACCGAGCAUGUUAAAGUAUCAGUCAGACAACACAAAAUUAGAUGUUUUGGCAUGGAGUAAAUAUCAACCUUGUUUCCUGAAUCGCCAAAUUAUCUCUCUUUUAUCUACUCUAGGAGUUGAGGAUCAUGUCUUUGAGAAGAAGCAAAGAGAAGCAGUAGCUCAGCUGGAUACUAUUUUAGUUGAUCCAUUGAGGGCAGAGGAGGCAUUGGAUUUGAUGUCUCCUGGAGAAAAUACGAACAUUCUGAAGGAAAUGCUGAGAUGUGGUUAUCUGCCUGACAGUGAACCAUUUCUCUCGAUGAUGCUACAAACUUUUCGCGCAUCAAAGUUACUAGAUUUGAGGGUGAAAUCAAGAAUAUUUGUUCCACAAGCUAGACAAAUGAUGGGAUGCCUAGAUGAAACUGGAAGUUUAGAAUAUGGCCAGGUGUUUGUUCAGUUUUCUGGUGCUGGUCGUCGACGAUUCAAUGAGGAUUUCCUUCGAUUCCAUGGGAAUAAGUCAGAUGACUAUAAUCACAUUGUUCAGGGAAUGGUUGCUGUUGCCAAAAACCCAUGCUUGCACCCUGGUGAUGUUCGCAGAUUAGUGGCUGUUGAUGUGCCAGCAUUGUACCACAUGGUGGACUGUGUGGUUUUCCCUCAGAAAGGAAGAAGACCUCACCCUAAUGAAUGCUCCGGGAGUGAUUUGGAUGGAGACAUUUACUUUGUUUGUUGGGACCCUGACUUGAUUCCACCAAAGCAAAGCUCGCCUAUGGAUUAUACCCCAGCUCCAAGCACACAACAGGAUCAUGAUGUGAUAAUUGAGGAAGUUGAGGAGUACUUCACCAAUUAUAUUGUGAACGACAGUUUAGGAAUCAUUGCCAAUGCACAUACUGUAUUUGCUGAUAAAGAACCGUGCAAAGCAUUCAGUGAGCCUUGUAUAGAGUUGGCAAAUCUGUUCUCCAUUGCUGUCGACUUUCCAAAAACCGGUGUUCCUGCAGUAAUACCUCCUCAAUUACGUGUGAAAGAAUAUCCAGAUUUCAUGGAAAAGCCUGACAAGACGACAUAUGAAUCAAAAUGUGUGAUCGGAAAGCUUUUUAGAGAUGUCAAAAACAUCGCCCCCCACACUGCUCCAAUUCAAUCUUUUACCUUCGAAGUGGCAAUGCAGUCAUAUGAUCCCGACAUGGAAGUAGAUGGGUUUGAAGAUUACAUUGACGAAGCUUUUCACUACAAAACUGAGUACGAUUACAAAUUGGGUAAUCUGAUGGAUUAUUAUGGCAUAAAAACCGAGGCUGAAAUACUGAGUGGUGGUAUUAUGAAGACCUCAAAGAUUUUUGAUCGAAGACGAGAUGCAGACGCCAUUGGUGCAGCUGUGAGGUCAUUGAGGAGCGAAGCUAGAAAAAUGUUCAAGAAAGGAAGCGAAUCGGAUGAUAUGGAUGCAAAAGCAUCGGCUUGGUAUCAUGUCACUUAUCAUCAUGAAUUUUGGGGUUGCUACAAUGAAGGACUGAAUCGGGAUCAUUAUAUCAGUUUCCCGUGGUGUGUAUACGAUAAGCUAGUCCAGAUCAAGAAGGACAAGUCCAGCCUUAGAAGGUCUCUCCAAAUGUCUUCACUUGAAAGGAAAUUCAAGCUUCGUAUGAGUUUCACCUAA
Molecule: messenger RNA, 3354 nt
Organism: Fraxinus pennsylvanica
Lineage: Eukaryota; Viridiplantae; Streptophyta; Magnoliopsida; Lamiales; Oleaceae
Source: the annotation of a GenBank genome assembly